Messenger RNA from Pristis pectinata (smalltooth sawfish), 2079 nucleotides. RefSeq names its product solute carrier family 35 member E4 (gene slc35e4). NCBI's taxonomy places the organism in Eukaryota, Metazoa, Chordata, Chondrichthyes, Rhinopristiformes, Pristidae. Gene Ontology annotation, molecular function: antiporter activity. The record is from RefSeq and is a predicted model, not a curated record. Gene Ontology annotation, cellular component: Golgi apparatus. The transcript is spliced from 3 exons. Bases 644 to 1681 code for a protein of 345 amino acids.
CGGUUGUCUCCUCCAUAACAACGGACUCCAGCCUUGGCAACAGCAUCCCCGGCGGCAGCGGUCGCGCUGUGAGGAGGCUGACGACCCGUGUAAGCAUCUCCCGCGUCCUGUCCUACAGUAAAGAAUGGCCGUUCGCACGGCGUUUUGGGUUUUAUUUUAGAAGCCGUCCAGGGACGGGCGCAAUAUCAUCAAACUAAAUUUGGAAAAGUGACGUCUGAAUUGUGAUCCUGUAGCGCUCUGCCCUCGCACCACUUCAUUGGACCAGCUGGGGCUGCAAGCAAUUCGGAGACGGCGCAAAUGAGCGAAGCCGAUGGGUUAGAAACACGUUACGAGAAGCACAGUGAUUCAUCGGAAACAGACAGCAUCCAGUUACAACAAGGCGUGGUGAAUUCAGAAAUCGCUGCUCUCCUGCCUUUUAAAAUAAUUUAUAUCCCCCCCCAACCUAUGAAACAAUUAGUAAUUCAACUAUUGGCAUAGAAGGUGAUGUUCAAUGGGCGGUGAUCCACCAACAAGGACCAAGCUGCUGAAAUGGACAGGACUCGUACCAAGAGAUCAGCACCAUCCCGCUUUUAAUUUCAACCCUGAACAACGCCGGAGAGCGUUAGAGGACACGGGGGGAAAAUAACCCAAAGAUGGAGUUACCAUGACAACUACUGAUGUAUUCCCGGAGUUUCCUCCGCCAAUAUCUGAUAAAGCAACCAGGGAGACCCUGAAGAAGAGGCAGAUGUUACACACGCUCGCCGCGGUCGCCGUGCUGCUGGCCACGGGGACUACCAUAACCAGCCUCAACAAAUGCAUCUUUGCUGUGUAUAAUUUUCGUUACCCGCUCUUGCUGUCGGCGCUUCACAUGCUUACAGCCAUUGUUGUCGACUAUGUUCUGAUCCGAAUGGGAUUCGUAAAUCUGAAAAUAAAGGAAAUCAGCGGCCUACCUACUGCUGCUAAAGUCAAAGUGUUUCUACUGAGCCUAACAUUCUGUGCCACCAUCGCUUUUGGGAACAUGGGAUUAAAUUACGUGCAGGUCUCCUUUGCACAAGUGAUCUCCACCACCACCCCUCUCUUUACCAUUGCCAUCUCAAAGCUCUUCUUGGGAAAGCACCAUCACAUUCUUAAGUACACUGCCAUGAUGCCCAUCUGUCUGGGAGCUUCAUUCAGUCUUAUUGGCGAGGUGCAAUUUGAUCACAAAGGAUGCUUCUACAUUUUUGCUGCAACCAUGUUGCGAGGAGUAAAAUCCAUCCAACAAAGUAUUCUCCUUCAGGAAGAAAAGAUCAACUCUGUCAUCCUGCUCUACUUGAUGUCCAUACCAAGCUUCUGUAUUCUUAUUUCAGCUGCGUUUCUACUGGAGAGUGGCACUGUAUGGGAACCAUCCAUUAAGUAUGACAACAGACUUUGGAUUUUUAUUCUCCUCAGCUGCCUGGGCUCAGUACUGUACAACUUGGCGAGCUUCUGUGUCACCACACUUACCUCUGCUGUCACUCUGCAUGUUGUGGGAAAUCUCAACAUGGUCGGAAACCUUGUCAUUUCACAGGUCCUCUUUGGCAGCGAGAUGACCGUGCUAAGCUACGCUGGUAUCGGGCUUACACUAACGGGUGUGUUGAUGUAUCAGAAUUCAGACUUGAUAGCAGACUACUUAAAUUCAAGAAGAAAGCAUCAUGAAGAGCAAGACCGUUUAAAAACUGACUGAAAGAAAGUCUUGUGUAUAGCCAGGAAAUAAUACAUUCAUAAUUCAAUAGGAUUAAAUUUUGCCAAACUGCAGGCAGACAAAAUGCUAAAGAUAUUAAAGUAAAGCACAUUGCCUUAUUUAAGAAUGCUUUACUCAAUAUUUUGUUCUCCUUAAUUGUAUAAGUCUGUGACUGGAGUUGUAUUUAUUUCAUCUUAUAGUUCCAGACCAGAUUAUUAAAUAGCUCUGUUUUUAUUGUAAAGAUGUUUCUCAUGUUAUUGCAUCCAAGGAAAAACUAACAAUAUUGUAUUGCCCACUUCAAAUGAAUUCUGAAAGAGUUGCUCUUACUCUGCUGCUUUCUAGCUAUUAAACCUUUAGAACUUCUGAUCAGCAGGAAAGGAAUGGGAGGAAGAUAAAAUGAA